Molecule: messenger RNA, 2061 nt
Organism: Salvelinus namaycush (lake trout)
Lineage: Eukaryota; Metazoa; Chordata; Actinopteri; Salmoniformes; Salmonidae
Product: amphoterin-induced protein 1-like
Exons: 6
Coding region: 1-2061 (686 amino acids)
Biological process (GO): brain development
Molecular function (GO): protein binding
Source: RefSeq, a predicted model, not a curated record
AUGCAGACGAAACACAUGGGAGACCAGCAGGUCCGCGGUCUCCCUGGAGGACGGAAGCUUGGAGAGGGGAAUGAAGUGAGCCGCUUUGGUGAGGAGACGGCGGCAACGAUGCAGGUGGAUGGCACAAUGGUAUCUGGCUCGGAACCAGUGUUGUCGGUGAUGAACUGGCGGGAGAGGGGAGGCAGCUUCCUGGAACUCAAGCAUCACUUCACUUCCGCUCCGAUCCUCACCCAGCCAGACCCAGAACUCCAGUUCAUCGUGGAGGUGGAUGCCUCCGACACCGGGAUAAUUGUUGACAUCGAUAACCGGGAACUCCUGGCAGUGAAGCUAGCUCUUGAGGAAUGGCGUCACUGGCUGAAGGGUUCUAUUCUCCCCUUCAUCGUGUGGACGGAUCACAAAAACCUGUCCUACAUCCAGACCGCCAAGCAACUGAAUUCCCGGCAAGCAAGGAAUACCAAGCCUGACCCCCUCUCCCGCCAGUUCAUCACCGACAACACUGGUUCCGAGCCAGAUACCAUUGUGCCAUCCACCUGCAUCGUUGCCGCCGUCUCCUGGGAGAUCGAGUCCCGUAUUUGCCAGGCUCAGCACAACCAGCCUGACCCAGGAGCAAUGACCAGCUCCAAACCUAUUACCUGCCACAAAACCUGUUUGUGCGCUAGCAACAUCGUCAGCUGCUCCAAGAUGAACCUGACCGGAAUCCCCAUGGCUCUGCCUCGCUACACCGCUGUGCUGGACCUUAGCUUCAACCAAAUCAGUAAACUGAAAGCUGAAUGGACCCCGGUCAAGCUCAGCAAGCUGCACAGUCUCCUGCUCAGCCACAACGGCCUCACCUUCCUCUCCUCUGAGGCUUUUCUGUACGUCACAUGGCUGCGUUACCUGGACCUGUCCUCAAACGGCCUGAAAAUCCUGGAAGAGUUCAUUUUCGAGCCCCUGGAGCACCUGGAGGUGCUUCUGCUUUACAACAACCACAUCUCCCAGAUCGACCGCACCGCCUUCUCGGGCCUCAACAGCCUGCAGAAGCUCUACCUCAGCCAGAACCAGGUGAAACGCUUCCCCUUGGAGCUGGUUAAGGAGAGGAACCGGCUUGAGAAGCUCACACUACUGGACGUGUCCACCAACCGGGUUAAACUCCUGCCCAUACAGGAGCUCCAGGUCCUGCCUGCCUGGAUCAAGAAUGGUCUCUACUUCCACAACAACCCACUGCCCUGCAGCUGUGAGCUGUACAGCAUGCUGGCCCGCUGGCACCUCCAGGAGCUCAGCUCCGCCACUGACUUCAGGGACGACCACACCUGUCUACUCCCAGGUACGCAGAAGGAGAAGGUGCUUACCUUGGAGCUUAACAAGGUCCAUCUAAAUUGCAGUGCUGUGACCAUCAUAGGUGAGGAGGCCUAUCUAGAGCAGGUUUUAAACCUGGGCUGUGACACCAGGCAGAGGGACAUGCUGAAGAGCUGGGUCUUGCCCGGCAAUGUGCAGGUGUCCUCUGGGAACCAAAGUGCUAGGGUCCUCAGCGACGGCAGUCUGCAGAUCGGGCCCCUCAUGCUAGAGGACUCUGGGGUCUACACCUGUUACGCAGUGGGGGACUCCCUCAACGAGACUCUGUAUGUGACUGUGGAGGUGCACAACACCACUCAGGCUGGAGGGCAUGAGGGCAUGAAGACGGCUUACACCACGCUGGUGGGCUGUCUGGCCAGUGCGGUGAUGGUGCUCAUCUACCUCUACCUCACACCCUGUCGCUGCUUCUGCUGCUCAGGCCAGGGCCUGGACAAGAGGGCUCUGGGGGACAGCCUCCACUCUUCCACUGUCAGCGUUUCUCCCACCCAUGAGGACACAGGCCCAGAGGGAGGCGGAGGAGGAGGGGGGGCCUUUGAUAAGCCUCCUUUCAACAGGCAUGUGGCCUUCCCAGACCCAAAGGGCCUGAUCGAGCAGAAUGGGCGACUGAGCCCAUGUGGGGAGGAGGAGGAGGAGUGGCAGGAGGAGGACAGAGGAAAACAGGGACAGAGAAGAAAGUCAGAUGCGGAGUCUCUGAGCUCUGUGUGCUCGGACACCCCUAUUGUGGUGUGA